AUGUACAAUUAUUUAGCGGAAUUUGUUCGAAUCAGACUUUCACAAUACAACGGAAAGUCUUGUGCUGUUUGGAAGUCUAUUAUGAAGGACUUUUCAACUAAAAUUGAGUGGAAAAACUGCUGCAUGGAAAAGUCAAACGUAAUCUCAGAGAAAAACCACUUGGGACUUAACACAGCAGAAGAAAGGUUCAUGAUAAGCUCAGAAUUCAAUAUCCAACACGAUCAAUAUCAAACAAAAGCGAGCAGAAGUUGCGAUCGCUGA
Clunio marinus is the source of this 261-nucleotide messenger RNA. Lineage: Eukaryota; Metazoa; Arthropoda; Insecta; Diptera; Chironomidae. The record is from the annotation of a GenBank genome assembly.